Vicugna pacos (alpaca) is the source of this 4149-nucleotide messenger RNA. Lineage: Eukaryota; Metazoa; Chordata; Mammalia; Artiodactyla; Camelidae. The record is from RefSeq and is a predicted model, not a curated record.
GUCGUGAAACUGACUUGCGGUUUCUUGGAGGCAAAGAGAGGAACAAGGAUUUGGAAGCCAGAUGGUCUGGGUUUCUAGGCCCCAUCCUAUCAAGCUCAGCUGUUUCUCGACUUUCCAGAAAAAUGGAUAGGAGAAAUGACUAUGAUUAUAAGAUGUCCCCGUUACAGGGCCCUCUGCUUCCCCCUGGGAGCCUGGGGCUUCACUUCCCUCCAGAUGUACAGGCUGAGACCACAGAAGAAGACAGUAUCUUGCUGAUGCAUACCCUCUUGGCGGCAACCAAGGACCCCCUGGCCAUGGACCCACCAGUUGCCAACCAGCCUAAGAAAAGCAAGACCAAGAAGGCCCCUAUUAAGGCUAUCACUAAGACCAUACCUGCUGCCCUUCCAGUCCCAUCUGCCGAUGUGAUUGCCACCAACAAGCCUAAAAUAACUUUUCAGGCUUUAAACCUGCCAAUCAUCCCCGGGGUCACCCAGGCUUCAGCUACCACUGAGGCAGCCAAUACUCAGGCUUCUUCAUUCACCUCUCAGCCUAAGAAAGCCAACAAGACAAAGAGAGUUACUGCUAAGACAGCCCAGGGCUCCCAAUCUCCAACUGGCAGUGAGAGUGUCACCACAGAGAUCAAGUCACCCUUGCAGGCCCUAAACUUACCUGUCAUCCCACAGACUAUCCAGACUCCAUUUGCCAGUGAGUCAGCCAAUUCCCAGGCCUUGUUAGCCUCCACCAAGCCUAAGAAAGCUUUCAAGGCUAAGAAGGCUCACAAUAAGGCCAUAGCUAGUGCCACUGUGAUCUCACUGGGUCCAUCUACCAUUUACACAGCUACCACCGAAGGCCAAAUUACCAAUGUGACAGCCAAUACCCAGGCCACAGCAGCCUCCAUCCAAACUAGGAAAUUUUUCAAAGCCAAGAAGGCAACUGUUAAGGGCACAAAUACUGAUACUGAGCUCCCAGAGGCCCCAGAUGCAACUGAGACAGCUACCAGGCAGACUGAGGCCUCAUCAGCAGCUAUCUGGCCCAAAAAACCCAAGGGCAAGAAGGCUGCCAAUAAGGGCCCAAAUUCUGCCUGUGAGAUCUCUGAGGCCCCACCUGCCACUCAAAUGGUCACAGACCAAGCCUUAGCAGUUACCCUCCGGGUCAAGAGAGGGUCCAGGGCUCGGAAGGUUGCCACUAAGGUCCGGACAACUGAAAGCCAGACUCAAAUUGACCAAGGGGUCCAGGCCAAGAUGGCUACCUCUCAGACCAACAUAAGUGCCCUUGAGACUCAGGUUGCUGCUGCUGUCCAGGCCCUGGCAGAUGACUACCUGGCUCAGUUGAGUCUGGAGCCCACAUCCAGGACCCGGGGCAAGAGGAACCGAAAGUCCAAGCAUCUGAAUGGGGAUGAGAGAAGUGGUGUUAAUUAUAGGUGGAUCCCAUGGGGCCGGAGGCCUCCACUACCCCGAGAUGUGGCCAUUUUGCAAGAAAGGGCAAAUAAGUUGGUGAAAUACCUGUUGGUUAAGGACCAGACAAAGAUACCCAUCAAGCGCUCAGAUAUGCUGAAGGAUGUCAUCCAAGAAUAUGAUGAAUAUUUCCCAGAGAUCAUUGAACGAGCAAGCUAUGCUCUGGAGAAGAUGUUUCGAGUCAAUCUGAAGGAAAUUGAUAAGCAAAGUAGCUUGUAUAUUCUCAUCAGCAUUCAGGAAUCCUCUGCAGGCAUACUGGGAACGACCAAGGACACACCCAAACUAGGUCUUCUCAUGGUGAUUCUGAGUGUCAUUUUUAUGAAUGGCAACAAGGCCAAUGAGGCUGUCAUCUGGGAGGUGCUGCGCAAGCUGGGGCUGCGCCCCGGGGUGAGGCACUCGCUCUUUGGGGAAGUAAGGAAGCUCAUCACAGACGAGUUUGUGAAGCAGAAGUACCUGGAGUACAAGAGGGUCCCCAAUAGCAGACCACCUGAAUAUGAGUUCUUCUGGGGCUUGCGUUCCUACCAUGAGACUAGCAAGAUGAAAGUCCUCAAGUUUGCCUGCAAGGUGCAGAAGAAAGACCCCAAGGACUGGGCCGCUCAGUACCGGGAGGCAGUGGAGAUGGAAGUCCAAGCUGCAGCUGUGGCUGUGGCUGAGGCUGAGGCCAGGGCUGAGGCAAGAGCCCAAAUGGGGAUUGGAGAGGAAGCUGUGGCUGGGCCCUGGAAUUGGGAUGACAUGGAUAUCGACUGCCUAACAAGGGAAGAGUUAGGCGAUGAUGCUCAGGCCUGGAGCAGAUUUUCAUUUGAAAUUGAGGCCAGAGCCCAAGAAAGUGCAAAUGCCGGCACCAACAUUGACUUCAGCAGAGGAGCUAGCACCAGGGCUAGCUUCAGCGAUGGUGCUAGUAUUAGCUUCAGUGGUACAUCCAGCCCCAGUGGUGGCUUUGGUGGCAGAGCUGGCCUUAGCUUUGGUGGCACAUGCAGCACCAGUGCCAGCUUCAGCAGUGCAGCCAGCAUUUGCUUUGGCGGCACAGCCAGUGCUUGCUCCAGCUUCAGUGGCGGAGCCAGCAUUAGCCUCAGUGGUGCAGUCAGCACCAGCUCUAGUUUCAGCAGUGAAACCAGUAUUAACUUUAGUGGCACAUCUUGUACCAGUGUCAACUUCGGUGGUGGGAUCAGCUCUAGUUUCAUUAGCCCACUCAACACCAGUACCAGUUUCAGUGGUGGAGCCAGCUCUGGUUUUGGAGGCACACCCAGCACCACUGCUGGCUUCAGUGAUGCACUCAUUAUGAGCACCGGCUUUGGCAGUACACUCGGCACCAGUGCAGUCUUUAGUGGUGCACUGAGCACCAGCACUGGCUUUGGUGGCACACUCAGCACUAGUGUCUACUUUGGUGGCUCUCCUAGUACUGGUGCCAGUUUUGGUGGCACACUCAGUACCAGUAUCUGUUUUGGUGGCUCUCCUAGCACCAGCACUGGUUUUGAUGGUGUAUUCAGUAGUAGUGUCUCCUUCGGUGGCUCUUCUAGCACCAGCACUGACUUUGGUGGCACACUAAGCACCAGUGUCUGCUUUGGUGGCUCUCCUAGCACCAGUGCCAGCUUUGGUGGUGCACUCAGCACCAGUGUUGGCUUUGGUGGUGCACUCAACACCAGUGCUGGUUUUGGUGGUGCACUCAACACCAGUGCUGGUUUUAGCAGUGCUGUCAGCAUUAGCACCGGCUUUAGUAGUGCACCCAGCACCAACUCUGGCUUUGGCAGUGUGUUCAGCACCAGUGCUGACUUCGGUGGGGCACUUAACACCACUACUGACUUUGGCAGUGCUCCCAGCACCACCAUUGGCUUUGAUGGAGUCCCCAGCGCCAGCUUCUGCUUUGGCAGUGUGUCUAACACCAACCUGUGCUUUGGGGGCCCUCCCAGCACCAGUACCUGCUUUAGUGGUCCUACUGGUGUCAGUUUUGGUGAUGGACCCAGCCCCAGUGCCGGUUUCAGCUUUGGCGAUGGGUUAAGCACCAGUGCUGGAUUUGGUGGUGGACUGAACACCAGCUCUGGCUUCAGUGGUGGACUGAGCACCAGUGCUGGCUUUGGUGGUGGACUGAUCUCCAGUGAUGGCUUUGGUGGUGGACUGGGCACCAAUGCUGGUUUUGGCAGCACACUUGGCACCAGUGCUGACUUUAGUGGUGGCCUCAGCAUCAGUGAUGGCUUUGGCGGUGGGCCUAAUACCAGCUUCGACGGAGGACUGAGUACCAUCAUUGGCUUUGGCAGUGGUUCCAACACCAGCACUGGCUUUACCGGCGAACCCAGCACCAACACCGGCUUCAUUGGUGGACCCAGUUCUAUUAUUGGCUUUGGCAGUGGACUGAGCACCAGUGCUGGCUUCAACAGUGGACCAAGCAGUAGUGCUGGCUUUGGCGGUGGACCGAGCAAUGGUGCUGGCUUUGGUGGUGGAGCCACCAGCCUUGGUGCCUAUAGCUUCUCCUAUGGCUAGUAAGGUUUCAGGUUUAUUUCCCAUGUUUACAGAUCCCACCAAUGAAUUGCAGCAGCCCUUCCCAUGGAGCCAAGGUACAUCCUUGGAAUCUUUGUCCACACAACAGUCUAAGCAGAUACUACCAAUCAGCUGAGGGUAACACAUUAUGAAAAAUCUAUUUGCCAAUCCUGCUUUAUUGUUUGCUUUUUGUGUCUUGUCAUAUUUUGGUAUCAGAGUUACAUUAAAUUUGCAAAAUGAAUUA